This is a messenger RNA of Pelmatolapia mariae (spotted tilapia), 1539 nucleotides long. RefSeq names its product adhesion G-protein coupled receptor G1-like. The coding region runs from base 1 to 1524 and encodes 507 amino acids. Gene Ontology annotation, molecular function: G protein-coupled receptor activity. The transcript is spliced from 11 exons. The record is from RefSeq and is a predicted model, not a curated record. Gene Ontology annotation, cellular component: plasma membrane. Gene Ontology annotation, biological process: cell surface receptor signaling pathway; adenylate cyclase-activating G protein-coupled receptor signaling pathway. NCBI's taxonomy places the organism in Eukaryota, Metazoa, Chordata, Actinopteri, Cichliformes, Cichlidae.
AUGGCAGACUACUGUGAAAAUGUUCUCGAAGAGUGCAUAAAAAGGCCCACUGCAUGGACACGUUGUUAUGAGGACAAAAUUAUGACCUGCAAGCCAAGAGGUCGCUUCAUGGGAGGCAUCAAACAACUCAAAGUAGACUCACUUCAAGAGGUUGAUGUGAGUCCUACACAUGAACAUAGGGUUCACAUCCCAUCAUCAGCUCUCCAGAGAAGCAGAGGAAAUGUGCCUGAGGUGGAGGUCCUGGUGGUGACCUCUGUAAUUAACAGCAGUCAUUUUAAGCCAAGUCCUCGUUCAAAAGGCAGGCAAAUACAGUUUCACCGCAGAGAAGGCACUGUGUUUAGGGGCUCAGUCCUAUCGGUGAAGGCAGGAACUCUUUCAGUGAAAAACCUCCAGCAACCCAUCAAAUUAAUCUUCAGACACGACAAAGAGGUGGAAAAUGGGACUUGUGUAUUUUGGGAGGAAUCAGCGAUGGGAAAUGGAACAGGUUAUUGGAGCACUGAAGGCUGUGAAACCAAUAACACAGGAAAUGAAUUUAUUUGCAGCUGCAACCACCUGAGCUUCUUUGCUGUGCUUGUGAACCCACAAUUAUCAGUGAGUAAAUCUCAUUCGGAGACACUCAGCUACAUCACUUACAUUGGAUCAGCACUCUCCGUCGUCUUCACAUUCAUCAGCUUGAUCAUCUAUAUUUGUCUACAUCGUCGGCGUCCUGAGAAGACAACUAAUCUGCACAUGCAGCUAACAGGAGCAAUGCUCUGCCUCCACCUCAGCUUCCUGCUGUCCUGUUUCUCGGUAUGGCUGCUGAAUGAGGACAGCCCAGUUUGUCUGGUUCUGAGUCUGAUUUUACACUGGUCUCUGCUGGCCACCUUCAGCUGGACUGCUCUGGAGGGGUUCCAUCUCUACCUUCUACUAAGCCGGGUUUUUAACAUCACUUUCAGGAAAUAUCUUCUCAAACUCAGCUUAGUUGGAUGGGGCUUCCCGACACUAGUCGCAGUGAUUUGUGCGAUUUCAGGUGUUUAUGGUAAAUACACCCUGCACAUGCGGGACGCCAAACUCUCCAAUACAACAGCACACAUAUGCUGGAUGAACAGCGAGUUUCCCAAGAAGCACCUUAUAACCAGUUACAUCACUACAGUGGCCUUUCCUUCCUUGGUGGUGCUGUUUAAUGCCUGUGUUAUGGGACUAGUUGUGUUUAAGCUCUGGGGGAUAAGAAGGGGUACUGGAGGCUUUGGAAGCAACACUGGCUGGAAAAAGACAAACAAAAACAAAGGCUGGAAUUUAUGGAAGGACUCUGUUAAAGUGCUGGGCCUCAGCCUUGUGCUGGGGUUACCUUGGGGGUUAACCAGCAUCACAUAUGUUUCACUCACUGGUAUCUAUGUAUUCACAAUAUUCAACUCCUUUCAAGGUGUCUUCAUGUUCCUGUGGUCUUUGGCUUUGACCAGGAAGCCUCAAUCAAACAAUAACUCAUCAACAGACACCUGUCAGAAAAAGCUGACCACCAGUUUAAAUAACAGCCAAGACAAGUGAAUUAUCCUGACUUGC